AUGAAGUUUAUCACCGCUGCUGCCCUGACCAGCCUGGUCGCCCUCGCCUCCGCCCAGUUCCCUGGCCUUCCGGCGUGUGCUCAAGAUUGUGCCACCAAUUCCAUUCCCAAGAACUGCGGCAUCGACGUGAAGUGCAUCUGCUCGGCCACCUCGUUCCUUGAUGCCAUUACUUGCUGUGUUGCUCAGAAAUGCUCAACAUCCGAGCAGGAAGCCACUAUCAAGUUCGCCAACGGUAUCUGCGGCACUGCUGGCGUCACCAAUCUUCCCCAGAGUGCCGUCUGUUCCACCGCGCCUACCCCAAGUGGCUCAUCUUCUUCUUCCUCUUCCCCCACCGCAAGCCGCUCUACUAGCGCCACCUCCGGCUCUGCGUCAUCCUCUGCCUUGAGCACCGCGGCCGCCAGUAGCUCCCCGAGGCCAUCAUCCACCUCCAAUGCUGCUGUCUCCAACAAUGCCAACGGCGGUGCUAUCGCUGCCAUUGCUGGCUUGCUCGUGGCUCUCGCGUAA
Molecule: messenger RNA, 504 nt
Organism: Ophidiomyces ophidiicola
Lineage: Eukaryota; Fungi; Ascomycota; Eurotiomycetes; Onygenales; Onygenaceae
Exons: 3
Coding region: 1-504 (167 amino acids)
Source: RefSeq, a predicted model, not a curated record